Molecule: messenger RNA, 486 nt
Organism: Macrosiphum euphorbiae (potato aphid)
Lineage: Eukaryota; Metazoa; Arthropoda; Insecta; Hemiptera; Aphididae
Source: the annotation of a GenBank genome assembly
AUGGGGCAUGUUUAUACAUUCGUUGUUCGAGUAAUAAAAAUAGUAAUAAAACUUAUUUGCGCAAAAUCAAAAAUAGCACCGUUAAAAGUAAUAUCACUACCUCGCCUUGAGCUAUGCGCUGCCGUAAUACUCGCGCGCUUAGCAAAUAAAGUCUUACCGAAAUUAAAAUUAAAUAUAAAAAAUAAAAACUUUUGGACGGACUCGUCUAUAACAUUAGCUUGGAUCACUUCUCCGUCGUCAAAGUGGAAAACUUUCGUGGCUCACCGAGUAAGUGAAAUGACCAAGUUAAAUGAAUGGAACCACGUGAGAACUCAAGAUAAUCCAGCCGAUUUAAUAUCUCGCAGUUGCGGUGCCGAUCAAAUAAUAAAUAAUGAUUUAUGGUUGGAGGGUCCUCAUUGGCUCGCCGAUAAUUCCGAAAACUGGCCAAAAUCAAAAAUCAACGUUAACGUCGGUAUUAUACCGGAAGCAAAAGAAAAAAUCACUUAA